AUGCCGAGCUAUAUCUACAUCAACGGCUACCCGGGCGUCGGCAAGCUCACCAUCGCUAACGAGCUACUCAAGCUCAUACCAGGCAGCAAGGUCCUGCACAACCACCUCUUCAUCGACCCCGUCGCCGCCAUGGUAGAGCGCUCCUCCCCGGAGUACGACGACAUACGCUCCCACCUCCGCCGCGAGAUCCUGGGAUUGCUGAGGCGGCCCGCCACGAGGGACACCACCUGGAUCUUCACCGACUCGCGAUGCACGAGCGCCACGGGCAGCGCCGCGGCUGAGGACUACCGCGAGGCGGCCGCGGUCAGGGGCGUCCCGUUCGUCUCAGUCGUGGUGGACUGCGGCUUGGAGGAGAACCAGAGGAGGUUGGUCCGGGAGGGACGGGGCGAAGGGAAGAACACGAAGUUGACGGAUGUCGGGAUUUUGGAAGCUGUGCGGAGGGAGGAGAUCAUGUUUCGGUUUGGAGGGGAGGCGGAGCUGGAGCUGGAUGUGUCGGAGUUGACGCCGGUGGAGGCGGCGAGGAUGAUUCUCUCGCAUGUUAUUGCGGUAGAGGAAAAGUUUCAAAAUUGA
This is a messenger RNA of Colletotrichum karsti, 570 nucleotides long. RefSeq lists its product as uncharacterized. NCBI's taxonomy places the organism in Eukaryota, Fungi, Ascomycota, Sordariomycetes, Glomerellales, Glomerellaceae. The record is from RefSeq and is a predicted model, not a curated record. The transcript has a single exon. Bases 1 to 570 code for a protein of 189 amino acids.